UAACCGCGGUACUGGGAACGAGUUGAGGUCAGCCACCCCAAAUGGCGACACGCCUGUUCCUGCAUGCUGUGCGCUCGUGAAGAUGAAAAUUUUGUCGUUUUUGCUCCUUUUCUUAGGUUAAACGUCGCCAAACCUCAGCUCAACAAAGCAUGAGGUUGAUAAAGACUUUAAGGUCUUAUUUAAAAACUUUAUGUCCGCCGUGCUAGCUGUUGAAAUUGUCACUUCGCGUCUCAUGCAAGUUGUUGUUGUUUUGGGGUCAUCUUAUUUCCGAGAUUUUCUUUUAAUGUUGACCUCGACAUUAUCACAAUGACGGAGUUUCUGAUCGGAGGGUUUUCCACAUGUGGUGCCUGUGUGUUUACCAACCCACUGGAGGUUGUGAAGACCAGAAUGCAGCUCCAAGGCGAGCUGAAGUCCCGUGGAACGUACCAGCGCCAUUACCGUAACGUGUUUCACGCCUUCUUCACCAUCGGCCGUGUGGAUGGACUGCUGGCCCUACAGAAGGGCCUGGUGCCCGCGCUAUGGUACCAGUUUUUCAUGAACGGCGUUCGACUGGGCACAUACCAGAGCCUGGACAACCUCGGCCUGACCACAGACAGUAGUGGGAACGUGGUAUGGUGGAGAAGUAUCAUGGCAGGGGCAGCGUCUGGUUGUGCAGGGGCCUUUGUCGGUAGUCCUAUCUAUAUGGUGAAAACCCAGCUCCAGUCCCGGUCAGCCUCCACCAUUGCCGUGGGUCACCAACACACCCAUGCCAGCAUGACCCAGGGGUUAAAGGGCAUUUAUGCAGAGUAUGGCAUCAUGGGACUGUGGCGAGGGGUGAGCGGCGCCAUGCCGAGGGUCACAGUGGGGUCAGCAGCCCAGCUCAGCACAUUCGCUAUCUCCAAGGAGAAAAUACAGAACCUGGGGAUCUUUCCACACAACAGUUUUGCAGUGCCGAUGCUGGGUGCCAUGGUGAGCAGUGUUGUCGUGGUAACGUUCAUGACGCCGUUUGACGUGGUCAGCACACGACUCUACAACCAACCCGUGGACGCCCGUGGGAAAGGAACGUUGUACCGGGGAGUUUGGGACUGCUUCAAGAAGAUAUUCCACAAAGAAGGAGUCUGGGGAUUCUACAAGGGGACUGCAGCAUCGUAUUUCCGUCUGGGACCGCACACAAUUUUGAGCCUACUUUUCUGGGAUCGCUUCAGGGAACUUUACUUACAUCUCGGGAAGGGUGAUUCUGCAGUAUAGGAUGGACAGAACCCAGGACUGAGAUACAAACAAACUUGCAGUCCAGGGUCAUUCCCUCAUCUGGAUGCAUACUUGUAAACGCUAACGUGAUUGAUCCUGUUUUUAAUUCAAUUUAUACAAAUGAACAAUAUAUUGAGAAAAAACAGACGUUCCAGAUUUCGUCUGACAUCUUUCUGCAGUAAACGAAAAUGGAUGCUUUCUGAAUAAGGGUCACCUGUAAUUUCU
Branchiostoma floridae (Florida lancelet) is the source of this 1452-nucleotide messenger RNA. Its product is annotated as solute carrier family 25 member 35-like. The record is from RefSeq and is a predicted model, not a curated record. Lineage: Eukaryota; Metazoa; Chordata; Leptocardii; Amphioxiformes; Branchiostomatidae. The coding region runs from base 307 to 1227 and encodes 306 amino acids. The transcript has 5 exons.